AUUAGGAAAGCGUGGUUCUGUCCUCUAGUCUUCUUCUCUGAGAUCCCAAUUCCCAACCUUUAGCUUAGCUUGUGAGUUCUGAAGCUUAAACAAGCAGCGGAGUAGAAACAGAAAUGGCCAGAUUUUGUGAUUUUCCUGAUGGGGUAUUGGAGGAAAUUAUGUCGUGGCUUCCUCCCGAGUCUUUGGAACGAUUCAAGUGCGUUUGUCAAUCAUGGUAUGUUCUCAUCAACAGUCUCAUUAACGACCCGAAAUUUGUGGCCAAACACCUUCACAAUACCACGGUCAAUAUGUUGCCGUCUCCAACCACAUGUUUCUGGAAAAUGGUGGCCAUCAGUCACCAAGAACCGGAAGGGAAACAGACCACUGAAGAAGGAACUCAUUUGCUCACUAUGGCCACUCGGGAUUUCGAAGUUAAUAACUACAUUCCUUGCCUGAUUGGAGAUCUUAAAUUUCUCGUUCGUAAGCUUCGUGAUGACUAUUUUAAACUGGCGUCCCAUUGUGAUGGCAUCAUCUGUCUCCACGCCCAUUGCAAGAAGGAGUUUAUUUGUUUGUUGAAUCCAGCACUCAAGGAGUUCAAGAUUGUUCUUAAUGCGGGCCUUGGUGAUGGCUUUAAAAUACGUGCAGUAGGAUUCGGCUACGAUUUUAGAGCUAAUGAUUACAAAGUUGUUUUCAUCAAGUCAAACGGCCGUUCAUAUCAGGCUGAGGUUUAUACCCUGAGUACUAAUUCUUGGAAAGAAAUCGAACUGGGUAUUGAUGUUUCCAACUUUCCUUAUUCCGGACACCAAACAUUGUAUUGUAAUGGAGUUUGUUAUUGGUAUUAUUUAAACCAGGGGAGUAGAAAGAUCAUUUCUUUUGAUGUUGUUGAUGAGGUAUUUCAUAGCAUACCGCCGCCGGAGAAUGUCACAGGGGUAGAAAAAAAGUGGAGAAAUCUUGUAGAAUGGUCGAAGAUUGCGGUUUGGAACAAUUCGAUUGUUUUGUUUUUCUAUGUUAAAGCCGGUCCAGCAGUCGUUGAUAUGUGGGUGAUGGAUGCCUCUUCUGGUGGUGUUGAAGCUUCUUAUACUUGGACCAAACAUAUAACCAUUGGACCCCUGGUGGGCAUUAAGCGUCCGCUGGCGUUUUUGGAUAAUAACGUCCUGUUCUUGGAAACCAAAAAUCAUAAAAUCACCUCCUUCAACAUUCGUACCAGAACAAUUAACGAUCUUUCUAUCCAUUUGGAAAAUUUCAGAAACAACCGUUUCGUCAUUUAUGCAAGGACUUUGGUUUCAAUACUGAAAAGAGAGCGGAAGAACCUAACCGUAGACAUGAAUCGUCGUAGUUCUGGAGCAUCCUCUUCAAAGAGAAGUAUUAUGCAUGGAGUGAGAAUUAUCUAAUGUCCGUCUCUGUGUUGCAUUCAUUUUCAUGCUCGUAUGUUUAACCCAUAGUUUCAAGCGUUUUUCAUCUUCAUGGAAGUUGUCAAGUGCAUCUCGAAGAAUGAAAAGUUCCUUCUGUAUACCAUCAACAUCAGUCGUGAGAAUUCCUUUGUGUAUAUGUAAUAACUUUUUACUCAAUAGGAACGUACUGGGCGAGUCAUGUAUGGUACUUGGGAUUAAGGAAACAUGAAAUUAGUGGUGUCUAAUAUCACAACUAAUAAAAGGUGGGUUCCAGUUACGGGAUCCAUGUUAUGGGGUCCACCUUCGUUAUUACAAUACUAAUAUUUGUUGUCAUGUGAUGAUUCCAAUUAGGAUGUAUGUCAUUUUUCAGCCGUGUUGGCAUGACCCACCUGUAUUUUGGUUAGAUGUCAAUAGAUAUAUGGCAUGGGAGCAAGGAUUUGCUAAUUGGAACUACUUCACAUUUGCACUAUUUUUUGUUUUACUCUGUUCUGUACAUGUUGUAGAGGAAAAUGCUGGAUCACUUUUGGGAUUCAUAGUGCUACUUUCCCUUUACUGAUCCUAUGUAUAUCUUCAUUUACAAUCAAUCAUAUUGGG
Molecule: messenger RNA, 1964 nt
Organism: Morus notabilis
Lineage: Eukaryota; Viridiplantae; Streptophyta; Magnoliopsida; Rosales; Moraceae
Product: F-box/kelch-repeat protein At3g23880
Exons: 3
Coding region: 114-1370 (418 amino acids)
Molecular function (GO): protein binding
Source: RefSeq, a predicted model, not a curated record